Trichechus manatus latirostris (Florida manatee) is the source of this 144-nucleotide messenger RNA. RefSeq names its product short transmembrane mitochondrial protein 1-like. The record is from RefSeq and is a predicted model, not a curated record. Lineage: Eukaryota; Metazoa; Chordata; Mammalia; Sirenia; Trichechidae. Bases 1 to 144 code for a protein of 47 amino acids. The transcript has a single exon.
AUGCUCCAGUUCCUGCUUGGAUUUACUUCUGCCUACAUCAUUGGAAUGUAUCUGGCUCAGAACUAUGACAUACCAAACCUGGCCAAAAAACUUGAAGAAAUUAACAAGGACUUGGAGACCAAGAAGAAGCCACCUAGCUCAUGA